Purpureocillium takamizusanense is the source of this 2837-nucleotide messenger RNA. RefSeq names its product DNA damage-inducible protein 1 (gene DDI1). The record is from RefSeq and is a predicted model, not a curated record. The transcript is spliced from 3 exons. Lineage: Eukaryota; Fungi; Ascomycota; Sordariomycetes; Hypocreales; Ophiocordycipitaceae. Gene Ontology annotation, biological process: proteolysis. Gene Ontology annotation, molecular function: protein binding; aspartic-type endopeptidase activity. The coding region runs from base 336 to 1691 and encodes 451 amino acids.
GCUGCCCGUCCGCAAGCACCCCUGCCCGCCCUGUGCUGCAGGCUGGCGGCAGGUGGAGGGCAGUGGAGGCGCUGCUGGCGGAUGGAACAGCGGACCCCGUUUGCAUCUCGCCAACCUUUGUAGGUUGCUGACCUUCAAACCUCCAUCCACCAUCACCUCUCCCUCCUCUCCCGUCCCGCCUCUUGUUUCCCAAGCCAGCAAUACGACACUCAAACACAACUGGAGGAGCUGCCUUGCCGUCCAAGACAUUGUCUCCGACACCUUCCUUCGCAGCAUCAUCGUCUUUCGCCUAGACACAGACCCAGGUGUCCGCUGGACAGCUGUCGCCCGCCACCAUGCGCAUCACGCUCAGCAUAUACAACCCGCAGGCCGCGAACCAGGAUAACCUGGUGACGCUCGACAUCUUCCCCGACAUGACCAUCUCCACCCUGCGCGAGUCCAUCCAGGCCGAUGCCAACAUCCCGCCCGCCUCACAACAGAUCUACCAUAACGGCCGCCUCAUCUCGGACGACUCCAAGACCAUGGAGGAGCUGCAGAUCGCCGAUGGGGACAUGUUGGCCGUGCACGUACGACCGCCCCGCGCCGCCGCGACACCUGCCCAGGCUCAGCGUCCGCAGGCCGCCCGCCCGUCAGCGGCCGCACCCGCGCAAACGCAGUCCCAACCGCGCCAGGGCGGCGACAACGACCCUGAGAUGGUACGCCUUCAGGUGCUGGGUGACCCCGCUCUGAGGCAGCAGCUGCAGAGGCAGCAUCCAGAGCUGGCCAGCGCCGCCGAGGACCCCGCCCGCUUCGCCGCCAUCCUGCGAGACGCCCAGGACCGCGAGCGCCGAGAGCGCCUGGAGCGACAGCGGGAGAUUGAGCGCCUCAAUGAUGACCCCUUCAACAUUGAGAACCAGAGGAAGAUUGAAGACAUGAUUAGGCAGGAGCGCGUCAUGGAGAACCUGCAAAACGCCAUGGAGCAUAACCCCGAGGUGUUUGGACGUGUGCACAUGCUCUACAUCAAUGUAGAGGUCAACGGACACAAGGUCAAGGCCUUUGUCGACUCUGGGGCGCAGGCAACCAUCAUCUCUCCGUCGUGCGCCGAGGCAUGCGGCAUCAUGCGCCUUGUCGACACGAGGUUUGCCGGCGUCGCCCGCGGCGUGGGCACGGCAAACAUCAUCGGCCGCGUCCACUCCGCCCAGAUCAAGAUCGGACAGCUGCACCUGCCAUGCAGCUUCACCGUCAUGGAGGGCAAGUCGACCGACUUGCUUCUCGGCUUGGACAUGCUGAAGCGCUACCAGGCCACCAUCGACCUGGCCAAGGACAAGCUCAUCAUCCAGGGCGAGGAGGUGCCCUUCCUCGGAGAGGCCGACAUUCCCAAGGACGAAGAGGCCGCCGCCGCUCAGGAGCCCACGAUACCCGGCCCGGCGGGCACCUCGAUAGGACAGCGAUCUGGGGUGGUUAUGCCGCCCGGGCAGGCACAGCCGCCACCGCAGCAGCAGCAGCAGCAGCAGCAGCAGCAACAGCCGUCUGCGCCGACGCCGCCGGCACCAGUGCCAGCCGCUCAGGCACCUUCGGCGGCUACGCCAAACGUCACUCCCGCGCACGUCGACAGUCUGGUGGCAAUGGGCGCCACCCGCGAGCAGGCUGUCCAGGCGCUGCAGGCGGCCGAGGACAAUGUUGACGUCGCCGCCGGUUUGAUUUUCUUCUGAGCUGCGGGCAGGCGACGGGGUUUCAUCUUGGGAGCAUUCGGUUGCAUAGCAUCUGGGCUUUUUGGGGCAAGGGAACGUCAUCAUGUCAACGACGCACGCUUUUUGGUAGCUUAUAUGUUUUUCUUUACUCUCUGGUCAAAUCACGGAAAAGACAAAGGCGCAACCUGGCGACCGAGGACAGCCUGGGCUGCAAAGACGACAAUGCGGGGGAAAUGUACAUGGGUCGGGGGGUGCCGGUGAUGAGAUCAAAAAAGACAUGCUCGGUGCGUCACAACUUGGCAUGGCCGUUGCAUUAUCUAUCAAGUAUCCUGCCGACCUUUUCUCGGUCGACUUAUCCACAGCUUGGUGAUGACAAUGUUCUCUCUUGGACCGGUUACUGGUGACUUCCUCCAUAAUGUCCUCUUUUCGACAAGGCACCUGUCACCAUCACUCCCUCCACGGCUCAGCGGAUCUUGUACACACACGGCUUGAGAAUGGCUGCCUCGCUGGCAUCCACGCCGGCCUCGUCGUCAUCCUGGUCGCCCUCAUCCCACUUGGGCGCAAACGUCUUUUUCUUGCCGCCCCUGGUCCCCCCCUCCUGCGCCGCCGCCGCCGCCGCAGCCUUGACGCCCUUGCCCUUGGUCGGGGCGGCGCCCUUGAUAAAGUGCAUCUUGACGAACAUGCGGUUCGACAUGUCGACGGCCUCGGCGCGCUCCCCGCGGAGCACGAAGCCGCGCCGGCGCAGCGCCUCGACAAAGGCCGACACGUCCGUCUCGCGGCGCCGGUCCUCGACGCCGUCCACCUCGACGGCUAGGUCCUGCCCGUGCAGCGCCGUCGGGUCGUCGUCGGCGCCGGCGCCGCCUUUCUUGCCGCCCUUCUUGCCGGAAGUAGUAGCGGCGGCCGCCUUUUUGCGGUUGCCGACGCUGUGAGCCACGACGCCGCCGCCGCCGCCAGCAGCCCUCUUGCCGGCGGCGCCCGAGGGCGGCCCGAAGCGCGACUUGAUCUCGGCGACCCAGAGCUCGCCCUUCCAGUGCAGGACGCGGUACGCCUCCUCGAUGAAGUCGAUCCAGUUGGUGCCCAUGAGGGCGAGGCAGAAGAUGGCCACGUUGACGGAGCCGUCGGCCAGCGGCAGGUCGGCGAUGUCGGCGCGCGUGACGAGCGGGCUCG